This is a messenger RNA of Triplophysa dalaica, 941 nucleotides long. It is a transcript of the gene swi5, whose product is annotated as SWI5 homologous recombination repair protein. The coding region runs from base 386 to 808 and encodes 140 amino acids. Gene Ontology annotation, cellular component: Swi5-Swi2 complex; Swi5-Sfr1 complex. Gene Ontology annotation, biological process: double-strand break repair via homologous recombination. The record is from RefSeq and is a predicted model, not a curated record. NCBI's taxonomy places the organism in Eukaryota, Metazoa, Chordata, Actinopteri, Cypriniformes, Nemacheilidae. The transcript has 5 exons.
UUCCCACCUAGUUAUGGCAAUACCGUUGCCAGCGUCUUGUAAGUAUCGAUAUAUAUGAAUAUUUUUGGCAAAGAAUAAUCAACCAUAUCUGAGCGUGCAAUAUAAUUGACCUAUUUUUAUGUCGCACUAACCUGUAAGUAUAAAAUAUCCACUGACCAAUGCCGGAAGAGCAGCCAUUCACCAAUCAAAGGGGACUUAUAACAGCGUGAGAACCAAUGAGAUUACUCAUUUGUGGUGAGGCAACAAGGCGGGAAUUCAUAUUCCACUCGACAGCUCAAGACUAAGCAGCGGGUACAGUACAGAAAGCCUAUUAUUAAAGUAUUCCAGCGGUUAACAUAUUCAAAUUGCCUCGGGUGUUAAUCGAUGCACAAAGCGAUUACAUUAAAUGGAAGCGUCCGCAGACAUGAACUCUAACGUUACGCCUGCAGUCGAUGACAGCCGCUUCAAACGUACGCCACAACAAAGGGGCGUGUCUUCUAGAAGAAGACUCUCAGAUUCUGGGUGUACCUCCAUCAGGUUAAAUUCGGGUUUCAAAUCUCCAGUUCAGAGCAGCACAGUGACAUCUGCCUUCCACCCAGAGGAUGAGGCCAAAGAGCUCAGACAGACACUCCAUCAACUUGAUUCAGAAAUCUCUCUGCUGGAUAAAGAUGGAUUUGUUGAAGAGGAGUUGGAUAAGCACAUAGAUUUGCUGCAUGAAUACAAUGAUAUUAAAGACAUCACACAAACUCUGCUGGGCAGAUUGGCUGGCCUGCGUGGAGUGACCACAAGAGACUUGUACAAUGACUUCGGCCUUGAAUUAGACGAUUGAGUUGCCUUUCAAGUUUGAAGAAUGCAUCUUUAAAUUCUGUCAUAUCAAUGAUUGUAAGGAAUGUCAGUGUUCCAUAAUGGUUUUUGAGUGCAAUAGUCAUAUUUAUAACAAAUAAACAAGUUGAUGUUCUUGA